Dendrobium catenatum is the source of this 1603-nucleotide messenger RNA. RefSeq names its product protein PHLOEM PROTEIN 2-LIKE A10. The transcript has a single exon. The record is from RefSeq and is a predicted model, not a curated record. The coding region runs from base 119 to 1237 and encodes 372 amino acids. NCBI's taxonomy places the organism in Eukaryota, Viridiplantae, Streptophyta, Magnoliopsida, Asparagales, Orchidaceae.
ACUCGUGCCGUUUGAUAAACGGGCCACUCACGUUCUUCCCAAUGUUUUCUAUGGUUUGGAAGAGCCAAUCAAUUCCGAAUGCUUUUAUCACAUCUACGAAACCAUAGGUUUUUAUCCCAUGGAAUUUUUCCGCCGCCGGCGGAACUGGAUGCUUCUUGCGGCCGUGGCCGGCCUCUCAACCUAUGCCGCUUACCGUAUGAAGAUCCCGAAGUUCGCCGGCGCCCUCUUCUCGCUAGCCGAUGCCGUUUCUUCCACGUCUGACACUGCCAAUCUCAUCUCCGCCGACCUCAACCGAUUCCUUCGUUCCGAUUCUGACGAAAUUCCAUCUAGCCUGAAGCAGCUUUCCAAAAUCGCGGCUUCGGACGAGCUUGCAGGCUCCGUUUCUAGGGUUUUUGAGGGUCUGACUGUCGGGAUUGCGAGGGGAAUUCGGUCGACAGAGGGAAACGAUGUAAAUGAUAGGGCCGGGUUGUCCGAUCGGGUCUUGGAUAAGCUCUUCUCCUCCUCGGGAUCCGGUUUCGCCUCCGUCAUCGUCGGGAGUUUCGCCAGGAACCUCGUGAUUGGUUUCUAUUCAACAGGCGCGGAAGGCGGCGGCGGUCCUGAUUUGCCGGCGGGGCGAUCGUGGUUAGAUCUUGUUUGUGCAGAAAAGUGCAAGAAGCUUAUAGCUGACAGCAUUCAGGUGUUUGUGGGCACGGCCGUGGCUGUCUUUCUUGAUAAAACUAUGCAUAUUAACACUUUUGAUGAAUUCUUUGCCGGCAUCACAAACCCUCGCCAUGAAGCAAGGGUAAAGGAGAUGUUCGUUUCAGUCUGCAAUGGUGCCAUGGAAACACUUGUCAGGACAUCCCACAGAGUUCUUACAAGCUCGAACUCUGACUCAUCGGCAAACCCAGAAAUAAACUUGGAGACUGACAGAAAUUGCUAUUUUGAUUCCAUGAACGAAGAGAGCAAUGGUUGGGUCAACCAGGUUUCAUCGACAUUGGCAGUUCCAAGCAACACGAAGUUUGUUCUUGAUGUCACUGGGAGAGUGACAUUUGAGACCGUCAGGUCUAUUAUAGAAUUUGCGAUGUGGAAGGUUUCUGAUGGUGUAAAGAUCGGCAUGAGUUCGAUUCGACAGGACGUUACUAAUAAAGGCUUGGAAGUGGUGAGAUUUAUUAGCGCGCGGUCCAUAGUCAUUGCUACAAUAUGCUUUGUCUUGUGCAUGCAUAUUUUUGCUGGAACGAGAGGUCUGAUGCAGAUUUGAGCUCUUUCUGCAGCCUUGAUGGUUCAUAUGGCGCUGUAAGUUUCCUUUGACCUCAAGAACAUGGAGUAACACAAGGUGGUAUUCUAUAUGCAGUUUGAAGUUGCACGUUUUUCAUUAAAAAUGCAUAUAGUUUCAAUGUAUCUCUUCUUCCAAGUAAUUAAAACUCGACAGAUAUCGGAAAUAGCAAAGUAAUUAAUAUAUUCUGUCUUGCACAGGUAAAUGUAUAGCUGAAUAUUCAUUGUGUAUAUUUUUCCAAAUAUGCCUUGGAUCAUGUAUAUGUGCUCUGUAGUGGGAAAAAUGGUAUGUAUAUACUACAGAUUUAUUUGAUGGUAAUAUUAUGAAUGCAACUAUAUGAUAUUGUGUUAC